This is a messenger RNA of Closterium sp. NIES-65, 4062 nucleotides long. The record is from the annotation of a GenBank genome assembly. NCBI's taxonomy places the organism in Eukaryota, Viridiplantae, Streptophyta, Zygnematophyceae, Desmidiales, Closteriaceae.
AUGGCUACCCCUAGUGUCCUCGCUUUUGACGCUGAGGGUCGGGCCGUUGACUUUGACGUCUGGGUAGAUGACCUACAGCUUUUCCUACAGUGCGAUAGGGCAGACGGUCUCUCCCUCUUUGACCUCACCUCUGGUGCCUCUCUUGCCCCUACUGCUGAUGCUGACGCCACUGUUGGCUCACAGUGGGCCACACGCGAUGCUGCUGCACGUCUUGCAGUGCGCCGCCACCUGCCUACCUCUGAGCAUGCGCACUUAAGCCAGUACAAGAGUGCUCAGUCCUUGUACGACGCUGUAGUUGCACGCUACUCCUCCCCAGCCACUGCUGCACUAAGCCGCCUCAUGCUACCAUACCUCUUCCCCGAACUUGCUGCGUUUCCCACAGUCGCUGACCUCAUUACGCACCUCCGCACUAGUGACACUCGCUACCGCGCUGCGCUUCCUGCUGAGUUCUGCGCCAAGAACCUCACCCUCCCCCCCCCCCCCCCAUGUACAUCACUCUCUACUAAAUCGGUUGACCUCCUCGAGAAGGCCCUCCUAGCAGCGGAGAAGAGCAUAGUCGCUAUAGGAGCCUCUCGUGGUGACCCUCGCACCCCCAUCUUUGAGGGGUGUUCUCCCUCUCCCCUUCUGCCCUCUAUUGCCUCUGCUGCUGCGGCCGACCUCGUUGGGCUUGAGUCGGUCGGUGCGGCGUCUACCCCUAGCGGGAGACGCCGCUCUGGCAAGGGCAAGGGGGAAGGGGCGCUGGAGGAGCUAGCGGGGGCGGUGGAGGAGGCGGUGGAGGCGGUGGAGGGGGUGGGGGUGGCGGUGGGGGUGGUGGCGGGGGUGGAGGUGUCGGUGGCGGCAGUGGAGGCGGAGGCGGCGGCGGCGGCGGUGGCGGUGGGAGCGGAGGUGGCGGAGGUGGCGGCGGUGGAGGAGGCGGUGGCGGAGGAGGUGGAGCUGGCCGGGGUGGCGCUGCGCAGAGGGUCGGCUCCGGUGGUGGUCAGCGCCAGCACCAGCAGCAGCAGCAGCAGCACACUCGUGACAUCCCCCCCCCUCAGCAGCUCCGUGAGUGGUACGCUGCACGCCAGCGGGGUGGGGGUGCUGGUCCGUGCACCUACGUCCUACGCACCGGCGACCGCGCAGUUCCCGGAGGCCAUUGAGAUCCCCCGCUGGGGCGAGCUCCCUAGGGCGGAAGUAGCUGUCUUUGACCUUGACUUUGAUGCGAUUCUUGCUGCCAUGUAUGCUGUGACUAUUAGUGAUGAGGGUGACUGUUACCGGUGUUUUCCGCCCGACCCGGGCAUUGAGACUGCUGCUCUAGGUACUGGUGAGGCUGCUGCUCUAGGUGCUAGCGAGGCUGCUGCUCUAGGUGCUCGUGCGUCUGCUCCCUCAGGUGCUGGUGAGUCUGCUCUCUCAGGAUGCGGGGGUUCACCAGUUCACUCCUGCGAGUCGCGGGUGACCCACUGCAAGGACGCUCGGACAGGCCGACACCUGGCCACGUUUACACGUCGUCCGGGGUCGAGCAUGUACACACUGACCACUGUGUCUCCUCCAGUCACUGCGUCUGGCCAGGUAGCUGCGUCACGUCAGGUGUUUGCUGCAGCGUCCAGGUCUGGUCCUGAGUCUGCACCCUGCUUGUGUCGCCUCCUGUCUCACGAGACUCUCCUCUGGCACCACCUCCUUGGUCACCCCUCCCUGCUUCGUCUCCGAGGCAUGGCUUCUCGUGUCCUUGUCUCUGGUCUUCCCCGGUCCCUCCCUCCCCUUCCUCCGGGGCUUGGCCCUACCUGCGUCCCCUGUGUCGAGGGGCGGCAGCGGGCUGCCCCUCACUCCUCCCAGUUUCCUCUGAUAGAGGCCCCGCUGCAGACGCUUCACAUGGACGUGUGGGGCUCGGGCGGAGAGUUCUCCUCCGGCCUUCUGCGAGCCUACUGUCGUGCACGAAGCAUCCGCCAGACCUUCACGCUUCCGCACUCUCCACAGCAAAAUGGGAUUGCUGAGCGCCGCAUUGGCAUGGUCAUGGAUGUCGCUCGUAUGUCCAUGAUGCAUGCGGCUGCCCCCCAUUUUCUUAGGCCGUUUGCGGUUCGGUACGCGGCGCAUCAGAUCAACCUUCACCCAAAGGUCUCCAUGCUGGAGACCUCCCCAGCUUUGCUGUGGACGGGGAAGGUUGGCGAUGCGUCUGCGUUCCGUGUCGGGGGAUCUCGUGCGUUUGUUCGCGACUUGUCUGCGGACAAGCUGUCCCCUCGUGCUACUCCUUACGUCUUCCUUGGCUCCCCCCCUGACGCGCCAGGGUGGCAGUUCUACCACCCCACCACUCGCCGUGUUCUGUCCUCCCAGGACAUCACGUUUGACGAGUCGGUCCACUACUACCGCCUCUUCCCCUACCGCACUCCGUCCUUCCCCCCGCCACCGCUCUUCCUUGUACCAGGUCCCCCCCCGGUAGAACCCCUCCCCCCUCAGGGUCCUGCCCCUUCAAGUGUGUCCCAGGUAGACGCAGUCGAGCCUGUCAAGGUUACUAGUGACUUUGGUGCUGCUGAGGGUGCUGAGCCUGGGGGUGCUGACUCUGGGGGUGCUGAGCGUGUGGGUGCUGCGCCUGGGGGUGCUGAGCCUGCGGGUUUUACUACUAGGGGUGCUGAGCCUAGGGGUACUGCGACUGGGGGUGCUGAGCCUGGGGGUACUGCGACUGGGGGUGCUGAGCCUGGGGGUGCUACGCAUGGGGGUUCUGAGCGUGGGGGUGUUGAGCCUGGAGGUGCGGAGCCUGAGGGAGUUGGGCCUACUCGUGUGGCGUUUGGCGGUGCUGGGCUUGGAGGUUCUCUGGGUGCUUCGCGUGCUGCUGGAGCUGGAGGUUCUCCGGCUGCUGAGGGUGCUGGUGCCGCGGGUCCCGGAGGUGCUCGUACUGGGAGUACUGGAGCUGCUGGGCCUGCGGGUACGAUUGGAGCUGGAGCUGCUGACGGUGUUGGUGCUGAGGCUAUUGCUGUCGGUUAUGGAGACGGUCCUACUGGGGGUGCUACUGGUGCUGCUGGAGGUACUGGAGGUGGGGGUGCUGCUCGCGCUGGUGCUGCCGCUGGGGGUACUGGUGCUGUCCUUGCUGUGUCUGGAGUCGCCGUGCGGCCUCGGCCGUACUUCGUUCCGCUCCUUCAGCAGGUUCUUGGUCUCCCGCCUUCUACAUGUCCUCCUCCUCCCUUAGAGUGUCCACAGCCUGUCGUGUCAAAGUUACACUUACACCCGUCCUCCCCACUGCCUGCUCCUUCUCCCUACACUAGUCCUACUAGAGGUCUUGCUCAGCGUCGUGAGCCUGCGUCUCGCCCUACGUCGCCUGUCCAUGCUGCUCGCACUAGUGGUCGUGGUUCGCGUCAGCGUCCUCCUCCUAUCCCUGGCACGCACCGGAUGUCUCUGCGUCCGUCCACUGCUCCUCUGCGUGCCCCUUUGCCUUCUCCUCCUCAGUCCUCUCUUCCUGCUCUUGCCGACCCGGAGUCGGACUCUGUUCGUGCUACCAGUCCUACAGUCACGCGUCUCCUUGCUACUGUCGUCACUAACCCUUCCUUUGAGUCCAUUGCUGCGUCUGCCCUAGUUGCUGAGCUCGUCGACUUUGCUGCUCGCUGUCGUCUAGACUACGCUACUAGUCUUGUCGCUGAGUCUGAGUCUGCGGAGGCGAUAAAGGGUCCCUACUCCUCUCAGUGGCAGGCAGCUAUGGACGCAGAGAUGGCUUCCUGGAAGUCCACAGGCACCUACGUUGACGAGGUUCCCCCGCGUGGGGCGAACAUCGUCAGAGGCAUGUGGAUUUUCAGGAUGAAGCGACCGCCGGGUUCUCCGCCUGUCUUCAAGGCGCGUUACGUGGCUCGUGGCUUCAGUCAGCGGCAGGGAGUUGACUACUUUCAGACCUUCUCUCCCACCCCGAAGAUGACCACUCUUCGGGUACUGCUGCACAUAGCUGCUCACCGCGACUACGAGCUGCACUCUCUUGACUUUCUUGCAGGGCAGCCUGCACGAGGAGAUCUGGCUGCGCCGCCCACCUGGAUUCACUGGGUCUUUUCCUCCAAGCACCCAGUGGAGCCUCCGGCGGCCAGUCUACGGUCUUCGCCAGGCACCGCGUGA